CCACCGGCUGGCCAAGGUAUCGUUCGCACCGCUGGACAUCGGCGUGCCGACGGUGGCCACGUGAUACGCGAACACGAUGCCCAACCACAACAUCGUGUGCGAGUGGCUGCGCACCAUCGGGCUGGCCCAGUACGGGGAGAGCUUCCUGGAGAACGGCUACGACGAGCUGGAGAUCUGCAAGCAGAUCGGCGAGAUCGAUCUGGAUGCCAUCGGCGUGGACAAUCUGUCGCAUCGCGGCAAGCUCUUGAAGAGCGUCCGCAUGCUGCGCGAGAAGGGGGCGGCCAUUGUCUAUGUGCUCAUCAACGAUCCGAAGGCGCUCAGCAACAGCAACGAGAUCCUGGCCUCCGACUGUGAUACGCCCGUGACCAUGAAGGAGCUGGAGGCGGUCAUGAAGCGGCACCUCGAGGCCGACGGCAUCCGCCUCACCGCCCACCCGUACUCCACACCGGAGGGCAAGCGUGGAUAUCUGGAGGGACUGGCCGCCCACUACAGCAAGCAGAUCAACAUGCCGUACGAGGACGUGCUGGAUGCCAUCGAACAGGUGCGCCUAUCCAAGUGGAAGGAGCGGCAUGUGCGCAUCUCGACGGGGCACACGCUCACCCGCCGCCUCGCCGGCGUUCCGGGCUCCAGCAGUUCCGGCGGAGGACUGGUUAGCUCCUCCGUGAUGCCCACCAGCCACAGCCAGCCGCUGUAUGUGCCCGGCAAGUAUUUGCCCUCCAGCUGCCUCUCGAACCGCGAGGAGAACGAGAUCUACAGCUACACGCAGAACGAUUUGGCCAAUCGGAUGGCCCGCAACGCCAUCGACUCCAAGUCGGCCCUCAAUCUGAACGGGAUGCAGCACAGCUAUCCGGGGGCGCGCACCAAUUUCUUUUACGACUUUUCCGCAACAGAGGGCCGCAACAAGAACAAGCAGCGGCGCACGGUCUUUGCCCGCUUCCUGCAGGGCCUGCGGCAGAGCGGCGACGAGCUGAACGCCACCGAGGGAAUGCAGCUGAAGACAAACGAGCGACUGAGGGCCUGCAGCACGAUGAAGCGACCUGAGCCGCACCAGGACUUUGAGAAGACCAUUCAGAGACUCAAGACACAAAAGGCGGCCCAGAAGAAGCCCGCCAGCGCGCCCAUGGACAUUGCGUGUCACGAACGGAACAAGGAGGUGGCCCUGGCCCAUGCCCACGUCAACGAGAUGCCGCUGAACAACUACACGAAGCAUCCCUAGGACACGGCCCUAAGCAGCGCUGCUGCUUAAGAUCGACGCUAAACAAUCGAACCCCCAAUCAACACACAGGCAUUUCAAUCGAUUCAAUCUUUCAAUCAGGUGAUACACAUGUUAGGCAAGCAGGAAUCGGAGCGUAGUCUACUCGUAUUACUCGAAGAGGCUUAGAGACUUAGGGAUAGUUAAGGAUAGGGAUAACGAAGAUCAACGAAGCAAUAUAGCAAUACGUAUAUGUAGCCAUAGA
Molecule: messenger RNA, 1457 nt
Organism: Drosophila persimilis
Lineage: Eukaryota; Metazoa; Arthropoda; Insecta; Diptera; Drosophilidae
Exons: 6
Coding region: 77-1216 (379 amino acids)
Molecular function (GO): protein binding
Source: RefSeq, a predicted model, not a curated record